Spathaspora passalidarum NRRL Y-27907 is the source of this 1989-nucleotide messenger RNA. RefSeq names its product endopolyphosphatase (gene PHM5). Gene Ontology annotation, biological process: polyphosphate catabolic process. NCBI's taxonomy places the organism in Eukaryota, Fungi, Ascomycota, Pichiomycetes, Serinales, Debaryomycetaceae. The transcript is spliced from 2 exons. Bases 1 to 1989 code for a protein of 662 amino acids. The record is from RefSeq and is a predicted model, not a curated record. Gene Ontology annotation, molecular function: exopolyphosphatase activity; endopolyphosphatase activity. Gene Ontology annotation, cellular component: fungal-type vacuole; membrane.
AUGGACGAAAAGACUGAGUCCAUUCAAUCAAAGAAAACUUCCCCAUACAUUUCCAUAGAAACAAUACCAUUAACCGAUAAACAAACCAAAGACAUCAAGAAAUUGGGACUCACCCCUAAACCUCAAGUUAAGAUAGUCACUAAUGAAAAGGGAGAACGUAUAAUCCAUGGUCGUUUCUUACACAUCACUGACAUCCAUCCUGACCCUUACUACAAGGCUGGCUCAUCUCUUGACGAAGCCUGUCACGCAGGUAAAGGAACUGCAGGAAAGUAUGGUGAUGCCAUUUUGGGAUGUGAUGCACCUAUGAUUUUAAUGGACGAUACCAUUGCCUGGAUUAAGGAAAACCUUAAGGAUAAGAUUGAUUUUGUCGUUUGGACCGGGGAUAAUGUUCGUCAUGAUAACGAUAGACAAUACCCUAGAACUGAAUCACAAAUUUUCGACAUGAACCAACACGUUAGUGAUUUAAUGUAUGAAGUAUUCAAGAAAAACGACUCCACCCCAGGACUUGAUGUUGACUUGGUUCCUUCCUUGGGAAACAAUGAUGUUUAUCCUCAUAAUUUGUUUAGUCCGGGACCAACCUUACAAACCAGAGAAUUAUACAGAAUUUGGCAAAAAUUCAUCCCCCCUGAACAAUUGCAUACAUUCAAUAGAGGUGCCUAUUUCUUCCAAGAAGUGAUUCCAAACAAGUUGGCUGUCCUUUCUAUCAACACAUUAUACCUUUUCCAAUCUAAUCCUUUAGUGGACAAUUGUGACAAGAAAAAGGAGCCAGGUUAUAAAUUGUUUGAAUGGUUAGGAUAUACUUUGAAAGAAAUGAGAGCUAGAAAUAUGAAAGUUUGGCUUUCUGGACAUGUUCCUCCUAAUGAAAAGAAUUUCGAUAUUUCUUGUUUGAGAAAAUAUAUUGUGUGGAUGCAUGAAUAUAGAGAUAUUAUCAUUGGUGGUCUUUACGGUCAUAUGAACUUGGAUCAUUUCAUUCCUUUGGAUUCGGUGGCUGCUUAUAAAUCUAUAGAUAAUGCCAACAAGGACAAGAAGAAAAAGAAGAAGAAGGGAAAGAAAUCAAAAAGCAAAGGUAAAGGCAAAAAGAAGUCUAAAAAGAACAGCAUUGAUGAAUUUGAAGCUGAAUUCUUUGAUGAUUCAGUGUAUGAUUCAGAUUAUGACUCUGAUUUCGAUGAUGACUAUACUGCUCCACUCGAAGAAACAAACUUCUACCGAGUAUUUGAUGAAAACUUUGACAAGGACUUCUUCCGUGUUCAAGGUGGUGUUCCAAACGGUAAAGUGAAAUAUAUGGAAACUCUUAGAGAAACCUUGUAUGCUGACAUCAAAGGAAAGAGAAAAUCAGGAUACCUUUCUGAGCGUUAUUCGAUUGCCCAUGUUACUGCAUCAGUUAUUCCUACAUUCAACCCUGGUCUUAGAGUAUGGGAAUAUAAUAUCACCAAUUUGGCUGAAGAUCUUGCCGGUGUCAAGUUUGCCCCUUGGAAUGAAUUCUUUACUGGCUUAGACCAAAUGUUGGAAUCAUUUGAUAAGUACGAUACAGAACCAGAAGCCGAAGAAGACGACUCAUUCUUUAGUAUCUUUGGCAAGAAAAACAGAGACAAGACUUUCCCACUUCCAAUGCCCGAGGAUAAAGAACUUGGUCCUGGAUAUGUUAAACAAACAUUUACUCCUGAACGUUAUGUUCAAUAUUAUGCCGAUUUGGAGAAUAUAAACCUGGGGAAAAAGGACUUUGGCUAUGAAAUUGAAUACUCCACUACUGACGACUUGUACAAAAUGGACUCAUUGGUUGUCGAUGAAUGGAUCAAGUAUGGUCGUAAAUUAGGAAAGCCAAUCAAGGACCAAAACAAUGAAGCUGAAGCAGCUGGUAAAAAGAGAAAGUCCAAGAAGAAAAAGAAUGGUAAAGAGAAAGUUGAUUAUGAAAAGUUAGGAAAGAUCUGGAAUGAAUAUUUAAAGAACACUUUUGUCAGCUCCGACUACGAAAACAGAGGCUACGGUUAA